ACGACAUAUUUUCAGAAGCAAGGCUAAAUAACUUGAAGGCUUUCCAUUGCGCUGGAUUACCCUUUCCACGCAAUGCGGUUCCUUCUUACGAGUCCUUAGAACAGGCGGUUCUUGCCUCCCGUGGCGUAGGAGAUUAGGGUAUCGAACCUAGUGCAUUACAGUAUCCUAAGGCGUCGAGUAGCGACAGGUGGUUCUCGCCGUCUUGAUUUCCCAUGGCGAAUCGGACAGAUCCAAGGGCGCGAACGGUUCACGGCACCAACCCGCAGAAUUUAGUGGAGAAGAUUCUUCGCGCCAAGAUCUAUCAGAACAUCUACUGGAAGGAACAAUGCUUCGGCCUCACAGCUGAAACCCUGGUCGAUAAGGCUAUGGAUCUGGACCAUUUCGGAGGAACGUUCGGAGGAAAUCGCAAACCUACCCCUUUCAUGUGUCUGAUUCUCAAGAUGCUACAGAUUCAACCGGAGAAGGAGAUUGUGGUUGAGUUCAUAAAAAACUCCGAUUACAAGUACGUGCGGCUGCUCGGGGCGUUCUACCUGCGGCUGGUGGGGAAGCCCAUGGAUGUGUACCAGUACUUGGAGCCGCUGUACAACGACUACCGGAAAGUGCGGCGGAAACUGGACAGUGGAAGCUAUGUGUUGUCACAUGUGGACGAGUUCAUGAGGAGCUUCUCACACUCGACUCCAGUUGCGACAUUGCGUUGCCUCGCAUACCUCGAAGGUGGACGUUGGAAGCAGCAGGGCAGUUGGAGCUGAGGAAGAGUGGUCUGGAUUACGACGAGAUGGAGGAGGAAGAGGAAGAAGAGGAGGAGGAGCGGGAACCUGUUCCUGAUAAGGCCGAGGAGAAAGAGCGGUAUCGGGACAGAGACGGGGAGAGAGACAGGGACAGGGACAAAGAAAGGGAUAGGGAUAAGGACAGAGACAGAGACUUGGACAGGGACAGGGACAGAGAUCGGGACAGGGACCGGGAGCGAGACAGGGACAAGGAUCGCGCUACUAUUCCAGGGACCGGGAUCGAGACAGGGACAGAGACAGAGGCAGGGAUCGAGACAGAGACAGAGACAGGGACAGGGGCAGGGACAGGGAUAGGGAUAGAGAUAGGGAGGGACAGAGACACGGACAGAGAUUGGGCAAGAGACAGGGGAAGGGAGCGAGACAGAGACAGGGACAGGGGUAGAGACAGGAGCAGGGAAAGAGAUAGGGGUAAGGACAGGGAGAGGGACAGGGAUAGGGAUAGGGAGCGGGAUAGAGACAGGGACAGAGAUGAGAGAGAGGGGGACUAUGAUGGGGAAAGGAACAGAGAUGGUGAUUCGAGGAAGCGUGAUCGAAGGGAUGAGAUGGCUGAUGAGAACAG
Closterium sp. NIES-67 is the source of this 1347-nucleotide messenger RNA. The record is from the annotation of a GenBank genome assembly. Lineage: Eukaryota; Viridiplantae; Streptophyta; Zygnematophyceae; Desmidiales; Closteriaceae.